Molecule: messenger RNA, 543 nt
Organism: Phaeoacremonium minimum UCRPA7
Lineage: Eukaryota; Fungi; Ascomycota; Sordariomycetes; Togniniales; Togniniaceae
Exons: 1
Coding region: 1-543 (180 amino acids)
Source: RefSeq, a predicted model, not a curated record
AUGAUCAAGUGCAGCAGUAUUGCAAUGCUCGAGAAGAUAGAUGGUCUUAUCUUGAUGCACCUAAGUGGUGGCACCAUCUUCGGCAUCCUAAGUUUGUGGGGUUACCGAACUCGACAAUACGUUGAUAACGGCCCGAAGGCUAUUCGAUUUUUCGGUGGCUUCGGUACACACUCCCGCUUGAUUGUAUCUCUUGCCAUUAGCUGCUAUGGUCUCUGGUACUGGUUGUUUGGUGUUCACAAUAGUGAUCUUCUCGACAUGGGCACCGCAAGAGAGCAGGAGACUAAUCCUGUCGAUACUCCUAAUCCUCCAGAGUGUAGGGAACUUUACACGUUCAUGUUCGCUAAAGUGCGCGCUGAUGGAGGAAUUCGUAUCUUCUACAUUCUGGUGUGCGUGUGUUGCAUUCUCUAUUUCGGCAUCAUGUUGCUCGCCUCAAGCAUAGCUGGUUGGGCGAGAUUGCAGAAGAUGAUCGAACUGAGCAAGGCAAAGCGUUGGGCGGACACAACAAGACUGCGAUUUGCAACAGGCUUCAAGUAUAAAGAGUGA